Molecule: messenger RNA, 695 nt
Organism: Pogonomyrmex barbatus (red harvester ant)
Lineage: Eukaryota; Metazoa; Arthropoda; Insecta; Hymenoptera; Formicidae
Product: cytochrome c oxidase subunit 5B, mitochondrial
Biological process (GO): mitochondrial electron transport, cytochrome c to oxygen
Cellular component (GO): mitochondrial envelope; respiratory chain complex IV
Source: RefSeq, a predicted model, not a curated record
GCGAGUUUUCGAUGUUUUCGCGUACCGCAGCGCCACAUGCGUUGUUCUUUCGACGAAAGGACUGCGACGAUCUGCGCAUCGUUCGAUCUACGACCGAACCAACGACUUAACCCAGUCGGGCCGAGACGGCUAAUACGAUAUCUUCUGCAUUUUGAAAAAUGGCAUGGUUAUGCGCCCGUACUGCGCUCCAAACAUGUCGACGGCGGAUCUCGUAUAGCCUUGCGUGCGCCCAGAAGAAACAAUUCGCCGAUCCACUAGAUCAUGCCACUGGCUUGGAAAAGAGGGAGAUGCUUGCCCGUUUAGCCGGUAUCGAUGAUCCAUACAAUAUGACCAUAAAGCGGCGAGCAAUUAGCACAAAGGAAGAUCCUAAUAUAGUUUAUAGCGCAUUCGAGAGUCGCAUAAUGGGAUGCAUCUGCGAUGAAGAUUCAACACAUGUGAACUGGAUGUGGUUACAUCAAGGUCCUCCUCGUCGCUGUGAAUGUGGCCACUGGUUCAAACUUGUUGAGAAAGCACCUAUAUAAUAUAUUUAAGGAUGCGUGAACUAGUGGAUUGUUUUCAACAUAGAAUUAAUGUUAUUAGACAGUAAUUAUGUCUAUCUUCAUUUAUUACCAUAUUCUUCUGCCAUCCUCUCGGAAUUAAAUGGAUCACUUAUUGUAUGGAAAUCACAGAAAUAAAUAUAUUGUAAAUAUUAUGUA